AUGAAGAGAUCCGGGCUAGAGACAACGGUCAAGGAAACAGAAGUGGAUCAAGAUCACUUUAAGGUGAUUCGUUUCUACAGAGAAAAAAUGAACCAACAGCCUUUACACAGUGCACUCAGAAGCUUUAAUAUACAAGAUGGUGUACGUAUGUCUGGAGUUUACGAGAUUCAUAGAAAUAACGAGAUCAUCUACAUCGGAGGGAACCCUUAUUUUAGCAACAUCCGGGACUGUCUAAAUGCUCAUUUUAGCGGAAAUGAUGGACUUCCUAUCGGUCGAUAUCUUAGCGGCCCUGGAAAGCGACGCUGGAGGAACAUUGCUGUGCGAUGGUUGACUUGUCUGAACCCCCCUGAAAUAGUGUACUUCUUGUUAGAGGAUUAUCAACUGAGGAAUGGCGCGUUACCGAUUUAUAACAACGCUCCUAAUGUUCAGUCAAGAGAUUGGGAUUGUGACUGA
This is a messenger RNA of Pocillopora damicornis (cauliflower coral), 453 nucleotides long. RefSeq lists its product as uncharacterized. The record is from RefSeq and is a predicted model, not a curated record. Lineage: Eukaryota; Metazoa; Cnidaria; Anthozoa; Scleractinia; Pocilloporidae.